UGAAAAAAGUGUUCGAUGGCCGAGCACGGAUGGGCAGAAGCCUUUGCAGGUAUCAGAAGUUCACAUAUCAAAUAUAUCUGCCCACAUGCACCAGUUAUGCCUGUAACAUUAAAUAUGAACAUGGCUAUGCCUUCUUGGUUUGAUAUUGUUGGACUUUCACCAGAUUCACAGGAGGAUGAACCUGGAAUUAAACAGGCAGCAGAAAAUGUAAAAGCUUUGAUAGAGCAAGAGGUGAAGAAUGGCAUUCCUUCUCACAGAAUUAUUUUGGGAGGAUUUUCUCAGGGAGGAGCUUUAUCUUUAUACACUGCUCUUACUACACAGCAGAAACUGGCAGGUGUCACUGCACUCAGCUGCUGGCUUCCGCUGCGGGCUUCGUUUCCACAGGGUCCUAUCAGUGGAGUUAAUAGAGAUAUUUCUAUUCUCCAGUGCCAUGGAGAUUGUGACCCAUUAGUUCCCCUAAUGUUUGGUUCUCUUACUGUCGAAAAGCUAAAAACAUUGGUAAAUCCAGCCAAUGUAACCUUCAAAACCUAUGAAGGCAUGAUGCACAGUUCAUGUCAACAGGAAAUGAUGGAUAUCAAGCAAUUCAUUGAUAAACUCCUACCUCCGGUUGAUUGACGUCAUUAAGAGGCCUCGUGUAGAAGUACACACCAGCAUCACUGUCGUAGAGUAUCAACCUUCUCCCAUGCCCAGUCUUGAAACUUCUGAUGUUUGCAGUGUUAAAAUGUUUUGCAAAUAUACACCAAUGACACAGACUAGAUAAUAUCUCCUUCUGGGAAAUUUAUGAUCUUUUAAGUUUCUAUACAUGUAUUUGUAUAAUAUCAUCCAGAAUAUACUAGUAUUAAAAUAGCUGAAGCAGCUAGCUCCUUUUUCCCCACAUAUAAUUCAGCAAAAUAAUAAAAUACUGUAACCAGAUUUUGUAUUACAUCAUUUGAGAAUUAUUAGUAUGCUUAAUGAAAAUUUGUUCAAGUAUAAAUGAGCAGUUAAGAUAUAAAUGAUUUGUGCAGCUCUGACUUAGUGUAAUGGACUUAUUCCAAAAUUACAUAGUCACCAUUGCAAUAUCUGUAUUUUUAUAUAUGUAUUCACAUAUAGUUAAGGGUUGUAAUACAUCAGAAUGAGAUGUUAUUACAGUAUUCCUAAUAAUAGGGAUAAUACUUCUAAGUGUCAAUAAAGAAGAAUAUUGCUCUCUUCAAUUAAUGGCCCUUUUAUUUUGGGGACCAGGCUUUUCUUCCCGAUAUCAUUUCUAUUUAAUAUUUUUUUUUCCUCUCUAGAAAAGAAAUAUGUUCUUUCUUCUUUUUCAUCCUUCAUAACAGACCAAAUAUUGCCUCCUUGCCAUGGACAUCUGCUGUCAAUACAUACUGUAAUUUGACAUUCUGAAUCACAGACAUGUUGGUAUUUAAAAUGUAUUUAUACUUCUAUAAAGAAACCAGGCAUCAUUUCAAACUUCCAAUACUAAUUUCUUAAACUGUACCUUAGUCCAAAGUUAGACCUUUAUAGUUAUCACGAUCUUCGGUCCUGGUAAUGGGAUUAAUUCUGUGCUUGUAUUUUUCUGUAACUGAAAGAAUAAUUAGGUCAUAUUCUAGUAUGUUCUGGAAUAUUUAAGACUGAUUUUAAAAACUAAUUUUAAGAUGAUUUGCUCUAAAAUGAUCUUGUAGCAUAGAGUUUUAGUUUACUUAUUUUGUAUAUAUCUUUGAAACCAACUACUGUAGGAAAUGAACAAUCCAUUAGAAAAAUUUGCUUUAAUGUUAUCUGCCAGUGGACUUAUUUGAAAUUUCCACUUUAGUCAGAUGAUUUUUUUAAAUUAGUUUUUGUGCAAACAUAAGAGUAGCAAUUAUUUGAUUUUAAAUAAAAUUUUUCAGAUUAUUGGUAAAAAUUAUAUGAAAACAAAUUAAUGGGUAAUAAAGGUUAGUCAGAACUUGAUAUAUAUAUAUGCUGUAGUUACCACAGUUUAAUAUGUAGCAAAAAUGUACACUUGAUAUUUCUGAACUAUUGUUAAAUUUUCUGUUGUAUUCCAACUAACUAAAACAAUGUUAGGAAUGCAUCUUUAUAAAUGGGUGCUAAUUGAUAAUGGAAAUAAUUUAGUAAUGGACUGUAUAGAAUGUUAAUAAUGAAGCCAUAUGUUUAUGUCUGGAUUUAAAAUUUUUAAACAAUCAUUUACUAAGUCAUGUUGCUUUACCUUGAAGAAUAUAAAUUGUUGUUUCAGUUAUACAAAUCAGCAAGAUCUAAUUUAUGGCAAGAAAUAUUCCAUUGAAAUAUUGUGCUGUAAUGUGGGAAAAUGUAAAUCUUUUUCAUGGUUUCUAUCAAUGUGAAAUAAAAUUUAAUUCUGA
Molecule: messenger RNA, 2324 nt
Organism: Equus quagga
Lineage: Eukaryota; Metazoa; Chordata; Mammalia; Perissodactyla; Equidae
Gene: LYPLA1
Product: lysophospholipase 1
Exons: 8
Coding region: 16-615 (199 amino acids)
Biological process (GO): protein depalmitoylation
Cellular component (GO): cytoplasm
Molecular function (GO): palmitoyl-(protein) hydrolase activity; carboxylic ester hydrolase activity
Source: RefSeq, a predicted model, not a curated record